CAGGAGUGGCUAAAAAAAUGAAGACAAAUCCUUGCCCGUUCAAACUUGAUAUUAUAUUUUUAUUUUUUAUCGUGUUAAAUUAUAAUUGAUUGUAGGCAUGUACGUUGUACAUGUUUUACAAUAUUUCAAUAAUCGGUUUGUACUUUGAAAAACUUAAUAUUCUCUGAUUCGCGAGGUUUGAGAACAACUACCAGCGCAGUCCUGGUGAUCGCUGAAUAUCACGAUUUUAAAUAGGUACUCGUACUUAUUAUUAUUUAUUAAUUAUUAUGGAUACCUACUUGAGAUUUUCGUACAAAAUGGCGCGUAAUCUAUCUUGUGGUAUCGCUUUUAUGAAUUACGGCACAGAUUGUGUCAUUUCGAUGUUAUCAGAACACGACUGUCAACAAUAUAACAUUUUUUUUUACUAAUAUCAUUAGACAUUUUUUGUGAAAUUUAGUACCACCAGUGACGUUUUUUUUAUAGUAUUCCAAAUUCAACUAGUGAACAAAAUGAGCAAUCAAAGUUCAGCGGCUAAAGUUGGUGAGAUUUUCAGUGCUGCAGGUACCGCGUUCAGUAGAUUAGGCGAACUAACAUUGACAUUGCAACCGACAAAUGAUACUCCUACACCCAACAGCAAAUGGACUGAUGACGAUAUAGAAAUGUUACAAAGGGCUGUAAAGAAAUUCACAGAUGACUUAGCUAUUAUCUGCGACCAAAUCAAACAACGAACAGUAUCACAAAUACAUACAACUCUCAAAAGAAAAUCUUAUGAGAAUCGAGCAAUAAAUCCGGCUGCAUUGACAAGAAUACCAAUGUCCUUAACAUCACCAAUAUCAACAAAUAUACUUAAUACAAAAUGUAACUCUGCUGAUGUGACAUUAAACAUGUUAAAUGCACCUCAAGAAAAUAAUUCUGGUUCAGAUGAUAUUUCUAGUGAAAAUAACCGACACAGCUUCAAUUGUGGUGUUGAUAUUGAAUAGCUAAGAUCAAAUUUUAAACAGAUUUACCUGACAUACCAAUAAUUAACUUUAAUUUAAAAGUUGUGUUAUGAAUUACUUGAUGGUUACUCAAUUUAUGGUCUCUUUUUUCUCCAUAUUAGAAAUAUAUAAUAUGUAUAAUACUUCCUUUAUUUCAUUUUUAUUUUUAUAUGUAUACUUGUCAUUUUUAUUUCUGUUUAUUUCAAUGAAUUAUCAUGACAAAAGAACAAAAUUAAACACUUGAUAAAUAAUUAUGUUGCAUUCCUAAAUUUGCAAUCAUAAGUAUUGAUUUUUAUUUCAUUGUUCUACAAACCAAUACAUAUGAGAAAUGAGGAUGUUGGUACUCAAUUAAGUCUAAUUUUAGUAAAAUUAUAAUAAUAAAAUGUAUAUUUGAUUUUUUUUUCUUAUUAAUUUAAAGUGUAUUUAUAAAACUGUCAUAAUUUCUAAAUUGUUCUAAAUGUAUGUAGCUAUAAAUUAUAAUAGGUAGGUAGUAAAAUUAUUGUUUAUAAUAUUAAUAGGUUUUUGUAUGUAUUAUAUAUAAUAAUUAAUGAGUGAUUAAUAAAAUGUAAAACAGUAUUUAUUUAA
Acyrthosiphon pisum (pea aphid) is the source of this 1541-nucleotide messenger RNA. RefSeq names its product chromatin complexes subunit BAP18. Gene Ontology annotation, cellular component: MLL1 complex; NURF complex. The transcript is spliced from 5 exons. Lineage: Eukaryota; Metazoa; Arthropoda; Insecta; Hemiptera; Aphididae. The record is from RefSeq and is a predicted model, not a curated record. The coding region runs from base 489 to 959 and encodes 156 amino acids.